CUUUGUUUAUGAGUGCAGAUGCGUUGCGUACAUCACUUCUUUCAAUUGUCAUUUCUUUACUGCCAGAUCUGUGCAAUGCGGACGCGUCAUCCCAGAUUCAUAAAACAAUGACAAAGAGAUUUUUCACUCCAUAUAUGAGUGAGAAAAGCCAGGACCACUGAGCUUUUGAAGUAUAACACUUUUUUUUUCUCUCUCUCUCUCUGCUCAGAUCAUAACCGAGGGGGAAGACGCCGUGUUUGACGUCACAUCUGAAGCCCAAGCUUGGGGUAACGGGAGCGGCCCUCGAGUUGCCGUCACAGUCCGGCCUCUCACUGACGUUUCCAACGCUUUUGCCGGCACCGAGCACCUCCGAGAGGACGUCGACUGCAGCAGCAUGAAGUGGGAAGCUUCCCUCAUGGUAGCCUGGGACGACACAUCGGCUUGCUCAUCCCAAGGGGAACUCUCCUACCCGCCGCAGGGCCUCCACGAAGCAUACGAGGAUUACUUCGGCAUGAACGAGGAGGCUACAGGGAGCCGCGUGCGAAGGGGUGCUCACGGCGCCAACAAGAAGGGCCGCGGGAAGAAGACCUGCAAGCUGCGAUCCAUGUACGUCAACUUCAGGGAAAUCGGAUGGAACUCCUGGAUCAUCGCUCCUACGGGCUACGAGGCGGGCUCCUGCUACGGCCGCUGCACCUUCCCUCUCCAGUCCCACAACACCGCCACCAACCACGCCGUUGUGGCUGCCCUUCGUCGGGAGCUCCAGGGCAGAGGUCGGGGCCCCAGCUGCGUCCCCACCCGGCUCGAGGCCAUCUCCCUGCUGUACUACGACGAGGCUAACAACGUCGUCCUCAAGCAGUACCCCGACAUGGUUGCCAAGAGCUGCGGUUGUCGCUAAGAGUCGCCGGGAAGACUUGGUCGCCGCGGUCCUUCUGCAUUCCAGUCAUGUUGCAACUAUCAUCGUUAUUUCGAUUAUCUGCAUUAUCACCGUUAUUCCACCUCUCGCCGUUAUCAUCGCCAUUCCGCUUAUAUUCAUUAUCACCAUCAUUUCAAUUAUCUGUAUUAUCACCGUUAUUCCAUUUAUGUUCAUUAUCACCGAUAUCUCAUCCCCUUCAUUCAUUUCAUAUUACGCCUUAUCCCUUGCGAUUUUCCUUACUUAAAUCUUAGUCAUCAUCUUCUUUUUCCAUCUAUGACACCUUAUCUUUAUCCUGUCCCUCCUUGUUCUCUAUUCGAAUCAUUUCCUUUUCUCUCCAUUGUGCUC
This is a messenger RNA of Penaeus monodon (black tiger shrimp), 1237 nucleotides long. RefSeq names its product growth/differentiation factor 6-A-like. Gene Ontology annotation, molecular function: cytokine activity; growth factor activity. Gene Ontology annotation, biological process: BMP signaling pathway; SMAD protein signal transduction. Gene Ontology annotation, cellular component: extracellular region. The record is from RefSeq and is a predicted model, not a curated record. NCBI's taxonomy places the organism in Eukaryota, Metazoa, Arthropoda, Malacostraca, Decapoda, Penaeidae.